Cyclocybe aegerita is the source of this 2085-nucleotide messenger RNA. The record is from the annotation of a GenBank genome assembly. NCBI's taxonomy places the organism in Eukaryota, Fungi, Basidiomycota, Agaricomycetes, Agaricales, Hemipholiotaceae.
AUGCUGGUUCCACUCCGUAAAAAGAGUGAUACCUUUGAGGCAUUCAAAACAUUCAAAGCUUAUGCUGAGAAUCACACUGGAAAGAAGAUCAAGCAAUUCCGAGAUGAUAAGGGAGGAGAAUACAUGUCCAAUGAGUGCCACAAGUUUAUGGACCAAUGCGGGAUUGCAAGGGAGCAUUCAUGUCGAAAUAGACCCCAGCAGAAUGGUGUAGCUGAGCAUGCCAAUAGGACAUUUGAUGAGGCUGUUACUGCUUUACUUGAUGAGUCUGGUCUGUCUAAGAGCUUUUGGGCAGAGUGUUUGAGUGCGCUUGUUCAUGUGCUGAAUCAUUGCGAUACAUCUUCUGUUGAAGGAAAGACACCAUAUGAGCUGUGGCAUGGCAAGAAACCUGAUGUUGGCCAUUUGAGGGUUUGGGGGUGUGUUGCUUAUGUUCAUGUCCAGAAGGAUAAGAGGGAGAGCUUGGGUUUGCAUAUGCAGAAGUGUGUGUUUAUUGGAUAUCCUGAUGACUAUAAGGGUUGGAAGUUCUACAAUCCUGAAACACGAAAAGCGGUCAUUAGGCUCUUCAUUGCUCCAGUAAUGAAGCUCUUCUAUAUCAAAGCAGCGCUGCUCAACACGACGCUACUCUCCUUUGUUGAUGAUGGGACCAUUUUGGCCCAGUCCAAACAACUCAAUGAUAAUAAUGUGGGCCUGCAUAAGGCCUACAAAAUUAUCUACCUGCUCUUUGCCACCUUCAUGCUCCCCAAGACCUAUUGGAGGUACCUGGGCUUCUACUUCGACUGCAGGCUCACUUUCCAUGAGCACAUCCACUACUAUGCCACCAAGGCAUUCACCACCGUGCAGGCCAUGCGCAUGCUUGGAAACUCUACCAGGGGUCUGUUGCCCAAACAGCGAUGCCUCCUCUAUAGAUCAUGCGUGGUUCCCAUUGCUAUGUAUGGUUAUCAUCUCUGGUAUUUUGAUGGCGCCCGUAACAAAGACACCAUGAACCAGCUCAAACGGAUGCAGCGAAAAGCUGCUCUUUGGAUCACGGGUGCAUUCCGCCCCUCAUCCACAGGCGGUCUUGAGGCCCUAGCAGGUCUCAUCCCUGUUCAUCUCAUGCUGAAGAAGUUGGCCACGUGCACAGUGUAUCACGUUGCCACCCUCUCAGACACUCACCCUCUACGCUCUAUGAUGGGUGAGAGACUUCUCAAAUGGGCUGAACCCCAUGCCCGCUCUGCCGCCUUGAUGACCCCAGCCAUGCGAGGAAAGCUCAUUGCUAUUGCAAGAGCCAACCCUUUAACAGUACUGGCUGCAACCGAUGGCUCUGUCCCUCAGUCCAACCAGUAUCAGGCCGCUUCAGCUGCCAUCAUCUACAAGGGACAUUGUGAGCUUGAAAGGACUUGCUAUGUCUCUGGCAGGGUCACCGCCCCUGAUGCAGAACUCAAUGCCAUUGCAUACUCUAUGGACUCGGCCCAUAAAGCGGUAGACCCUUCCGUGCACUCUGGUCAGGCUUUCAGUCUGUCAGUCUGUCGCGCUCUCCAAGAGUGGUUCGAGGUGGAUGAUCUCCGCUGCAUCACCUUUAUCUAUGUCCCGUCUGCAUUGCGGUGGGACAUCCAUGGUGAGGCGCACAAGUACGUCACCGAACUCAAGGUCAGGGUUGGACGUCGCAAGACAGACAAUUCUAUAGACACGCUCUGCUCUCGAGCCGCACACUCAGUCCUGGAUUCAUGGAGUUCCACCUUCCAGGAUCCAACCUACAAGGGCUCUGAAUUCUUAGAGCUUCAAUGGCCUGACAGGCAGCCAAUACAGCCAUCCUAUCUCAAUGGGGGACCUUGGCUCUCAACAUUCGGACACAGUAUCACUGAGUUCGUUUGUGUCUGCUGGUGUAUAACUGGCCACACACCCAUUGGAGCAUAUCACCGUCGCUUCAAGAUUAAUGAGCCUCAUGGCUGCACUUGUGGGGCUGCUUUGCAGUCUCGCCAGCACAUCCUCUUUUGCUGCCGUGAUAGAUAUUCUGUGCACUAUCCUCGUUUUCUCAGGGAUAUUGCGUCAUUUUUGAAGCACAACCCCACGGUGUUUGGCUUCAACCGGGACCCCUUGGGUGUCAGAUAA